This is a messenger RNA of Aspergillus novofumigatus IBT 16806, 1135 nucleotides long. Its product is annotated as F-box protein. Gene Ontology annotation, molecular function: protein binding. NCBI's taxonomy places the organism in Eukaryota, Fungi, Ascomycota, Eurotiomycetes, Eurotiales, Aspergillaceae. The transcript is spliced from 2 exons. The record is from RefSeq and is a predicted model, not a curated record. Bases 243 to 1064 code for a protein of 273 amino acids.
AACUUCCACCAUACUGUGUCUGGCGCCACGAUCAGGUUUCCUCCAGGCAAUUGCCUUAGAUGCUCUUCGUCUUUACGUCUAACCAACAUCUCUCGGAGCAAUUAUUCGGUGCUUCUAGGCGUUGCGUUUACAUUGCUCGCUGCUGAAGGAACAAACAACGAAACCUGGUAAAGUUGGAACAGUGACAACUUCACGGAUCGUGAGCGUGUUCGUCAACGGGCUCGAGAAUACUCUGGUUCAAUAUGUCGGACAAGAUCAGUUUCCUGCCAUUGGAGGUACUUCUCUCCAUCCUGGCGUACCUACCUUUUGAGUCUCUCCUUGCCUUUGGAGAAACAUCUCGCGCGAAUUUCACGUCUCACGCCCUUUGCCUGAGGCGUCUUCGAGUCGGAGUGUUUGAAAAGCGAGUCCAUUCCAUGAUCUCUCUACUUCAGGCAGGCUGGGCUACCCCCGAUCAACUUUCUUCGUCGCGUGAGAAUGAUGGUUCCAGGAGUGACUAUACAAUUUCCGUGAUCCAACCAGGCAUCUAUGCACAACAAGGAUUCGACGGAAAGCCACAUGCUAAAUGCAAACUGCAAAGAAAACGGGACAUAAGCCCACAAGACGCUCAGGAGCAGACGGUACAAGCACAGAACAAAGUUCUCGCACGACUGGUGGAUCGAUACGGGCCUUCGUUGGUCAAGCUUGAGUUCAUGGCCUACGAUCUUGAUGUCGACGGGGCAAAAGCGCUCGGAACCAGAUGUAGAAACGCGCUGCGCUAUCUUGCACUGCGUUUCGAGCAUCCACAUAUCCGCGACGGGCCGAUGAGGCCAACCGCUUGGUAUUAUCCUGCGCCGGGUAGCACUGCCUGGAACCUACUAGCAGGCAUAGGGAACCCCAAGAACAUAGGGCUCACCGGCCUUGAGACUCUGAUAUUGGAACGAUCAGGCAUCACACCAUGGCAGUUGGCGAUGCUUGUGACGAAGAAUCCUAGGCUGAGAGUCUUGAAGUUGAGGACCUGCCGUGGUGCCCAGCCGGAGUUUUUGGAUUGGCUUGGGGCCUUCAAAAGGAUAAAAACGGUGCAGUGAUAGAAAGGCCGAGACUGGCACCUGGUGCGAAGCUCGAAGUUCUCUGGCUGGAGAAUUGCCACGGUUUACUU